Molecule: messenger RNA, 1572 nt
Organism: Gregarina niphandrodes
Lineage: Eukaryota; Apicomplexa; Conoidasida; Eugregarinorida; Gregarinidae
Product: putative transmembrane protein
Exons: 1
Coding region: 1-1572 (523 amino acids)
Source: RefSeq, a predicted model, not a curated record
AUGCGCACGUUCAAGAGUGAGUCUAGUGGCAUGCCGGGAAGCGAGUUGUUGUCGGUGCUGAUGGGUCCUAACGGCAGCCAAACGAAGUUGGAUGACUGUGUGGCACAGGUGGUUACGAUAGGCGCGGGUGGCGGCGAGGUGACGGCUUUGGUGUUGGCGCACAAGACGGCGUUUGAGGUGGAGGUGGAGACAGUCGGCGAGCUAACGCCAUUGACAAUGGAGACGACGAUGGUGGAAGGCGAAAACUAUGACUGGUUCGAGCAGUGGGACCGACUGAUGGUCUGGCGGCCGAAGGACGGGCCUUCCAGCGACAAACGCGCGGAGGCGGCGCUGUUGGCCGCACUGCGGGGCCGUUUGGCUCGCAGUGGUCCGCGGAAUAAGCCUGAGGCGGUGGACGCUCUCUGUCGCCAGGUCUUUGGGGAACACGACCUGCACGACCUGCACGCCAUCCUGAAAGGGAGCGGCGAGAUGCAGGAGCAGGAGGACGGCGUUACCGUGGCUGUGACGCGACCCGUGGACCCGUCGGAGUUGGCGGAGCUCUUGGCCAGGGUACCCAAGGGCUGGAUGCCGGUGCUUCAGAGGUCGGCGGAGUGGAAAACCGCGGACUGGAUCGACGGCGGGGACGUCGAGGCCACACAGAGGAAGCCUAGACGCGAAAUGCAGCGCUGCCUGUACACUACCGCUGGCGUUUUGACGGCGGGCCUGACCGUCGGGCUCUUUGCGAACUUGCUGUUGCCGUCGUUUGAACGAGGGCCGACGGGGACGGCGGGAGAAGAGGUUAUGUUGCCGGAGACCUUCGCGAAAUUGAGCGACGACCGAACGGGGUUCGUCUGGGCGCGUGGAGACUACCCCGUCCCGGUGGCGCAAUGCGGCAGCGGCACCCUACUAUGCGGUAACGAGUGCAACCAAACCGGCAGCCGCCCUUGGUCCAUCUCCUUCGGCUACCCCUGGCCCCUCUCCUUCCCUCUCGCCUGGAACAUCGCCCACGAGUUCGCACACGGAAAGUGUGAGAUCAACUGCCGAACGCCUGCAGAAAUUAUAGCCUCCACCAAUACACGACUCCUGACGCACUUCCCCCUCCAAAACCCGCUCAACACGACCAUGUCGAGUGAGGACCAAGUCGAAGAAAUCUUUGGGGCACUUAGAACUCGCUAUUGUGCAGUUCCAAAUACUUCGUGGCAGAUCGUCGGCUCGCGGUCAAACUGUGUUUGCGACGCAGCUGUCGCCGGCUGUCGGGUGGUGAAACAAGGCGUCGAGGAAGUGCUCAAUAAUGAUCGGGAAUACCGCGAGGUUGUAUUCGCCGAUUUCGAAGCGCCCUUGGCCAGGGUGGCCAACUCCUUCGCUGACUACCCAGAUGACGUUUACGACGUCACCAACUGCGGCUACACCUGCUGGAACUUGACUCCAGAGGCCAGAGAGACCGUACGGGCAAACAAGGCCGCAAUAGCCGCAUACCAGGCCACCAGUACCAGUGCCACCCCUAGCACAAGUACUGGUGCCACCCCCAAAAAGCAUACAACCAAGAAGGUUACCAGGAAGGACAUCAAGUUCAUCCGUCUUUCUAUUGGUUGA